CAGGCCGUGGGAGCUGCCGGUCUGUCGCAGUUCGUAUUGCUCAGAGUGUCCGGUAACAUGGCGUCCUCCCGGGUGCAGCACGUGGUGGCGGAUUCUGGAGCUUUCCUGAGGAACGCGGCUUUGCAGGAAUUCGGUGUCAGUAUCCACACAGUGCGGGAGGUGGUCACCGAGAUCCGGGACAAGGCGACCAGGAGCCGGCUGGCUGUGCUGCCCUACCAGCUGCUCUUCAAGGAGCCCAGCGCUGACAGCAUUCACACAGUGACAGAGUUUUCCAAAAAGACAGGAGACUAUGCUAGCCUUUCAGCUGUCGAUAUCAAGGUCCUGGCACUCGCCUUCCAACUGGAGGUGGAGCAUGUUGGACGGGAUCAUCUACGCCUUGAGCCUCCAAGAAGGGUCACUGUCAAGGCUACCGCUCAGCACCCAGAGGCUCCCGUUAAUGUUGCUGGAUUUCACUUUCCUUCCAAGAACAUAACCAGGAAGGAAGGUUUCCCCCAGGCGCCAGGAGGAAUGGAAACACCAUCCCAAAAUGCAGACACAAAUGAAUUUGGUUCGUUCUUGUUCUGGAGAAGUCCUCUUCCCAGCAUUGAAGAUGAGUUGAUGGACCUAAAGAAUGCACAGGUUGUGUCCGUGUCGAGCAGCGGGGAGUCUGUAACAGCUCAGCACCAACUGUCUGAGGAUCAGACGAAUGAAAUUGAAGAACCACCAGAGGCUCACAACCCAAGUGAGGAGGAUGAAGAGGAGGAGGAGGUGGAGGAGGCGGCAGGCUGGAUCACGCCCAAUAAUAUUAAACAGAUCCAGCAAGACAUGGGGGUUCGGGAGGCCCCGCUGAAUGUUGUUGUUGGUUGUUUGACCACAGACUUUGCUAUGCAGAAUGUGCUCAUUCAGAUGGGCCUGCACGUGUUGUCUGUGGACGGGAUGCUAAUCCGACAAACCAGAAAUUACAUCUUGCGUUGCCAUGGCUGCUUCAAGACGACAUCGGACAUGUCGAAGACCUUCUGUCCAUAUUGUGGGAAUAGGACGCUGAAGAAGGUGGCUGUGUCUGUCAAUGAGGAUGGGAGCCUCCAAAUGCAUUUCUCAAAGAACCCCAAAGUACUCAGUUCCCGUGGAAUGAGGUAUUCACUGCCGCUACCUCAAGGUGGAAAACACGCAACAAACCCGCUGCUGGCACCGGACCAACACUUCCCCCAGCAGCGCCUCUCCAAGAAGGCAAGGGCGAAGACGGAUGUCUUUAACCCAGAUUAUAUUGCUGGAACUUCACCCUUUGUAGAGAAUGACAUUUACAGCCGUGCAGCAAAUUUGCAGAUUCGUGAUGGCGCGUUGGGGGCUGGCCGUCGACGUGUGAACCCCAACGCACCCAGAAAAAAAUGCGUGAAGAAAAGAUGAGGUGGCUUACAGCCUACCUACGGGACAAUGUGUGGCACACAUCCAUUUCUGUCUAAAGUCAUGCACUUCGUCCCCAGUGGGAUUCAGCGGAGUGCAGUUGUGGCCUUGGAAGUGAUUUGUUGACUUGAGCAAUAAAUGUAUUUAAAUAAGCCCCCAAACAUUAGAGGGAAAAGGCUGCAAUAUUAACAUUUAAUUAACUCGUUUAGUGAGCACUUUAAAUAAUUGCAGCUGCAGUGCCCUCAGUGGCCAUGUGCUAAUAUAAGACCUGGUGUUUUGUUUUCUGGUAAUUUCGUGAUAUAUAUCCUCGUUAACACCAUGCCAUAGGCAGAUCUCUUUGUUAGGGCAUGCCUGGGAUAUAGUUGAUCCUUGUGGGGUAUAAAUAUAAAUGAGGGUAUUAUAUGUUCAGGAGAUCAGAGCAAAAACCAAUGAACUGGAAUCUGUUAAAUCUAUGAUAAAAUAAUCAGUGAACAUAGACCAGGAAGCAGUUACGGUGCAUGCUGGGAUAUUGAUUUCCAUGUAUAUGUGGUGGUAAUGUACCAGUUUAAGCAAUAAAACACAGUUUCCUUCUGCUUUUUUUUA
This is a messenger RNA of Pelobates fuscus (common spadefoot toad), 1962 nucleotides long. It is a transcript of the gene NOB1, whose product is annotated as NIN1 (RPN12) binding protein 1 homolog. Gene Ontology annotation, molecular function: RNA endonuclease activity. Lineage: Eukaryota; Metazoa; Chordata; Amphibia; Anura; Pelobatidae. The record is from RefSeq and is a predicted model, not a curated record. The transcript has 9 exons. The coding region runs from base 58 to 1383 and encodes 441 amino acids. Gene Ontology annotation, cellular component: preribosome, small subunit precursor. Gene Ontology annotation, biological process: maturation of SSU-rRNA; ribosomal small subunit biogenesis.